Chenopodium quinoa (quinoa) is the source of this 792-nucleotide messenger RNA. RefSeq lists its product as uncharacterized. Gene Ontology annotation, molecular function: nucleic acid binding. Lineage: Eukaryota; Viridiplantae; Streptophyta; Magnoliopsida; Caryophyllales; Amaranthaceae. The coding region runs from base 1 to 792 and encodes 263 amino acids. The transcript has a single exon. The record is from RefSeq and is a predicted model, not a curated record.
AUGAAAUGGGUUUUAAAUCACAUACUACCUGCCACACAGAACAGGGACCCCAAGUUUAUGGACAUGCAACAAGUGGUCCAUGUUGAUGAGAAGUGGUUCUACUUGAACCCAGAAAAUAGGAGGUUUUACCUUCUACCAAAUGAGCCAAACCCCUAUAGAGCCCAACAGUCCAAGAGGUUCAAAAUCAAAGGGAUGUUCAUGGCAGCCAUAGGGAAACCAGUGUUUUCCCCUAAUGGAGAAGUACUUCAUGAUGGAAAAUAUGGAAUAUGGCCAUUUGUGUAUGAAACUACAGCCAACAAAAAAAGCAAAAACAGAGAUGUUGGUACAGUGGAAAUAAAAGCCACACAGAAUGUAAACAAAGAAGCUAUAAGGGCAAUGCUAUUAACAAAUGUUAUUCUUGGAAUCAAAGCAAAAUGGCCUUCACAUCUGCCCAAGGACAUAUUCAUUCAGUGGGAUAAUGCAAGACCUCAUCAAAUUCCAAGGGAUGAGGAAUUUGAAUCAGCAUGUCAGUCAAAAGGAUUCAACAUUCAAUUCAUCUCUCAGCCAGCACAGUCUCCUAACUUAAAUGUGCUGGAUCAAGGGCUGUUCAAUGUAAUACAAUCCAUACAAUACCAAUCCUUUCCCAAGAACCUUAAGGAACUCAUUGACAAAGUGAAAGAGGCUUAUGAUUUGUUCAAUCCAAUGUUGAACAAGCACUGUUGGAUAACUCUACAGUGUUGCAUGGAAGAGAUACUAAGGCACAAAGGAGGGAAUAAUUUUACCCCACCCCAUAAAGGAAAAAAAAAAACUUGA